Molecule: messenger RNA, 2155 nt
Organism: Propithecus coquereli (Coquerel's sifaka)
Lineage: Eukaryota; Metazoa; Chordata; Mammalia; Primates; Indriidae
Gene: ANKRD54
Product: ankyrin repeat domain 54
Exons: 8
Coding region: 195-1094 (299 amino acids)
Biological process (GO): regulation of protein kinase activity; regulation of intracellular signal transduction
Cellular component (GO): cytoplasm; nucleus
Molecular function (GO): protein binding; protein kinase regulator activity
Source: RefSeq, a predicted model, not a curated record
GGGGUUAGGCUGGGAGGGUUGUCAUUGGUCCGGCACGCUCCAGCCGCCCGAGCCCGCCCCCGCUCGGUUGCCGUGGUUGCAGGCCCGGCCCGCCCGCUCCCUGGCUGACAGCAAGACUUAGAGCGGAGGGAAGUGGGCCCGUUGGUCGGUCGGGAACGAGGCUCUGGCGGCCCGGCCCGCGCGGAGCCGUUGCCAUGGCAGCCGCUGCCGGGGACGCGGACGACGAUCCUCGCUCGGGCCGCUCGAGCUCCGAUGGCGAGUGCGCGGUGGCGCCAGAGCCGCUGACGGGCGCCGAGGGCCUCUUCUCCUUCGCCGACUUCGGGUCUGCUCUGGGCGGCGGCGCGGGCCUCCCGGGCCGGGCGUCCGGCGGGGCCCAGUCCCCGCUGCGCUACCUCCAUGUCCUGUGGCAGCAGGACGCGGAGCCGCGCGAUGAGCUGCGCUGUAAGAUCCCCGCUGGCCGGCUGAGGCGCGCCGCCAGGCCCCACCGCCGGCUCGGGCCCACGGGCAAGGAGGUGCACGCUCUGAAGAGGCUGAGGGACUCAGCCAAUGCCAACGAUGUGGAAACAGUGCAGCAGCUGCUGGAAGAUGGCGCGGAUCCCUGUGCAGCUGACGACAAGGGCCGCACAGCUCUACAUUUUGCCUCUUGCAAUGGCAAUGACCUGAUUGUGCAGCUGCUUCUGGACCACGGGGCUGAUCCCAACCAGCGAGAUGGUCUGGGAAAUACACCACUGCACCUGGCGGCCUGCACUAACCACGUCCCUGUCAUCACCACACUGCUACGAGGAGGAGCCCGUGUAGAUGCCCUGGACCGAGCUGGCCGCACGCCUCUGCACCUGGCCAAGUCCAAACUGAACAUACUGCAGGAGGGCCACUCCCAGUGCCUGGAGGCUGUGCAACUAGAGGUGAAGCAGAUCAUCCAUAUGCUGAGGGAGUACCUGGAGCGCCUCGGGCGGCACGAACAGAAGGAACGGCUGGAUGACCUCUGCACCCGCCUCCAGAUGACAAGCACCAAAGAGCAGGUGGAUGAAGUGACCGACCUCCUGGCCAGCUUCACCUCCCUCAGUUUGCAGAUGCAGAGCAUGGAGAAGAGGUAGCAAGAGAGGCUCCCUGCCUUCCUGCUCUGCCACCGCCACCCUGCCCCCACUGCUGUCUCAUUACAAGGAGAAAACCCAAUGUCUGGGACUUUGGAGCUAUACUUGUCUGGUGAGGACCUUACCCUCAUUCUCAGAUGGUGUGGGACAAAGAUGUUCUCCCCACAACCUCAGAGCCACUGCCAACCACAAUCUCCAUCAUCUCUGGGCUGGGACCAUAGCCCCCAGCUUCUUCCUCCAGUUCCUGCAGCACUAGGCCAGCUUCUGCAGCCACACUUCAGCUCCGGCUGACCUGCACUGUCCUAGCAGGCCUCACCUGCCCUAUGGCCUCCAUGACACCCUCCCUGGGACCCAGACCCUUCUCUGUAUUCCUUCCUGGUCAUGGGCUUGUUGCAGUCAGCAGAUGUGGGCUUAGGCAGGCAACCUCUGGCCAAGGGGACUGCCAUGGGGGCCUCAUGGCUGGCCCUGUACCUCUCACCAGCACUUAGAUUUAGACUUGUCACCAGACUUUCAAGGAGACACUGCAGCGGGUUUCUCUGGUUGUAAGGAGAGGGUUGGUAAAGCCCAGACCUUAAAAAUGCAAGUACCCCAAAGCAAAAAACCCCAACCCUUUUUCUCCCAAUCAUUGAAACCCCAGGAGGGUGUAAUAGGUGUGCAGCCUAGUGUAGUAGGCUGUUAGUGCCCCCAGAUGUCCACGGCCCAACCCCAGGAACCUGUGAACAUUACCUUAUAUGGCAAAAGGGGCUUUGCAGAUGGGAUUACACUAAGGAUCUUUGGCCAGGGAGCGGAUCCUGGAUUACCCGGGUGGGCCCGAGGUAUCCCAGGGAUUCUUACAAGAGCGCAGCAGGAGCUGAGAGAGGAAGUGGGAGAGACAGUGAUGGAAGCAAGCAGUUGGAAUAAGUCCAGGAGGGGUCACAAGCCAAGGAAUACAGGCUGCCUCCAGAAGCAAGGAAGCGGAUUUUCCCCUCAGAACUUCCAGAAGGAACCAGCUCUGCUGACACCUUCACUUUAGCUCAAUGAGACUGAUUUUAGAAUUCAGGCCUCCAAAACUACAAGGGAAUAAA